AGAUUUUGACCGGGACUGCCUGUAGUAGUUAUAUAGGUACCUACAUCACCACGCAGAACGCAUUCUUUUAUUUUAAUUCCAAAAUAUACGGUCUAGUAGAAUCGUAGACAGCAGUAUUUAUAAUUAGAUUUAAGUGAUAUAACGUCAAUAAGUGAUACCUAAUAUUCUCUUUGGCCGGGACUUCCAUUUAUUUCCGAUAGUAUUUCCGUGUUUGGUUAGGUCAAUUCACUUCGGUUGGCCUUCAGUUGGCCCCUCUCAUGUGUAGUACAUACUACUAUGUUAUCUAUUGUAUUGGAAGAAACAUGUAAAUAAACCUGUAUUUUGCGAGGGUAGCUAUUUAGGAAUUUCGUUUACUUUAAUUUAAUUCACAAAGGCAAUCGGCGAUUUGUAAAUUGUGGCACAUCACAUUCUGUGUUCGAUUCAAUCUUUCAAUUGGCGCUUGAAAGUAAAUCCAAAAUGCUGUGGAAAUUAUGGAGAAACGGGAUCAUAACGAGCGCCGUAGAAUUUUAUUGCUUGCCUUGCGAGUGCCACCUCCGCAGUUCCCAGGACGCAGACCUGCACGUAGCCAACUCUGUCCACAGGAAGGCUUUGGAGGCCACUCCUUACACUCAGGGUUAUGAAAGGGACCGCAUCAGGAAGGUCCCAAGCGGCUAUUAUUGUGAAUUCUGCAAUGUGCUGUUCUCCACUUCCAGCAAAGUCGGUUUGCAUAUAACUCACUCUCACCAUAUAACUUCCAAAGCUCAACAACUCCUCAGACGCGACGGGAACACUAUAAUUGCCUUUGAUAAUAUUUCUAUCACGGAGGAAGCAUGGAAUGGAUUCAGAGGCCAAACCUGCGUAGUUUGUAGCAAGGAUUUCGUCGUCGAAAACAUACAUAAGAGCGAAAAGGAUCAUAUUAUUAGAUUGAUUCAGAGCAAGAUUGAGUUUGGUGAAGGCGAAUCUAUAUACAGGGAGAUUGAUGAUGGUUAUAUACAAUGUCUCACUUGUAAUGAUGAAUUCCUUCAGGAUGCCUCCCAAUCUCAUUUCAAUUCUGCAGAGCAUAAAAUUAAAUAUGAUGAAAGUAAAAUUAUAAUUACACAUAAUACUUCAGAUAAAAAUGAAAAUAUUAAAGACCAGGUUAAAACAGAACCUGUCGGCGAAAAUUAUAAAAAAGCUGUUGAUACUUCUAAAGAAACUAUUAAGGAAAAACCUCAAACUGAUAUGAAAAAGGAUAAUGAAAAGCCAAAAAUAAAGAAAGAUACAAAAAAUGCUAUUAAAGGACAGUCAGAGACUCAAGACCCUUACGACGUUGAUAACAAAUUCCGUAAGGUUCUUAAUGCUGAUGAUUAUAUUUUUGAUUUGGACGGUAAGUAUUGUCUGCUGUGCGAAAGUGGUGUUAAAGAAGGAAAGAAAUUACACCUUGCAUCUGCACUUCAUAUGAGAUUGCUGAAAUUGCACAAGGAACGUUUGGCAAGAAGGAAAUCUAGUUUCGAAGCAACGGUAAAUAAUUCUAAUUAUAACAAAAGUAAUGAAAAUAAAAUUGAGGGUCAGGAAUCGUCUGAAGAUGAGGCUGAAUCAAAUGGAGAAAAUAAUAAAACUAAGAAUAUUGAUGAUAAUAGCAGUAGCGACAAAAUAUUGAAGUCGUUAAUUGAAUUGAUCAAAGGAGGUAUUUACGUCAAUUUUGAUUCCCAAGUCGUAUAUUGCACAAAUUGUGCGGAAGAUCUAGAAUUUGAUUAUAACUUUAUUAUUAACCAUAUUAAAGAGCAUGAGGAGUUUAAAAAGGUUAAAUUUUAUUUGAACGCCUAUAAAGAUGAGACAAAGAAUACUACAUUAUUCUCAGAGCCUGUUUUAACGAAUAAAGAGGAAGUGGUUGCCGAAGUAAAGAAUGAUGAGAUGAAUGAAUACGCUAAAAAGCAUGGCUUAGAAUUUAAGAAUAAUCUGUAUCAUUGUGGAAUUUGUGAGGCAAGUAUGACUGUUUCUCUGAAGCAGUUAAAAGGUCACGUGACGGGUAGCGGUCACGAAAAUCGUGUACGGAGCCAAUCUCAAUCUAAGAGCAUAACUCCCGAAAAGGCUUUAGGCGUAUUCGCUAACAAAGUGCCAAUGGAAGAAUUCAUUAACGAAUUUCAACAGGUCGAAAAUAAAGGUUUUGAGGACGCGGUGAUAAAUUUGAAAUAUUGCGUGAAUCUUUUGAGCUUUUUCAUGUAUACGAGGUAUGGCUCUAUACUGAGGUGUCAAUUGUGCCAAACUAAUUUCGGCUUACAAGACGCCGAUAUACACAAGAUGGAGCAUGCUCAUCAGGAGAAGAUGAAUACUACUAUGGUCGUGACUUCGAUUCCGGACGAGUUUAUAAGAGAGAUGCAACCAAAUUUCCUUCACUGCGGCUACUGCAACUUGGCCAUAGGGGAAUCUGAUAUGAACAACCACCUUUGCAGCACUUCUCACAAAGAAGUGAAGAGAGCAAUGGAAGCCAGGCUACAGCAGUAUCUGCCCCACAUCCGUGGCAGGAGCCAAGCAGACGGUACGGAGGCUUUCUUGCUUAUACUAUUAAAUAACGUAACUUUAUUACGUGCGGCCAGAUAUGGACGUGAAUGAAUUCGUUUUAUAUCUGAUUUUGGUUUGGAUACAAUUUGUUUAUCGAACGGGGUUUCUAUUCAAUGUUAAUACUGGCCAAAAAAAAAAUGGUUAUAUGCCUGAAACAUACCUACCAUUUUAAAAUUGAAAAUUAAAUAUUUAUUUUGGUUUUUUAGAGUUUUUGUUUGGUUAGGUAUUGAUUAUGGUUUUCGAUUAUUAUAUUGCCCGGAAAGAAAAGGUAAUGUGCCUAAUUUGUCAAUGGCAUGAAUUUAUUAUUUAAAAUUAGAAGUUCAGGGUUAGUUUAAUUUUUUUUUAUUUCAAUAUUGGCUAGAGAAUGUGCCUGAUUUGAUAUGUUAAAUUGAUUUUUAUAAAGAUAAGUGCAUUCCACAAUAGUUGUGAUUUAUAUUUUAGUAUUGAGACAUGACGUUUGUUUUUUGUGAGUUUGUUUUUAAGUAGGUACUACAGGGUAUAAUUAAAUGAUUUAAUUUUCAGAAUGAGAAGUGAAGCUCGUUUAUCUUUUAAUUUGUUUUAUUCACGGUUAGCGCAUCUUCAUUAUAUAUGUAUGAAACAACAUACACAAAAAGGAACAGGUAUUUAAAAUAGUAUUUGACCAAACAUGCUGUAUGCAAGUAUAAAAAAUAAAUGGAGCCUUUUCGCUUAACUAACAAUACUUAGUGUAUUGUAUUGUAGUGUUCAAUUAAUUUUAAUUUUUUUUUAUUUAUUCUCUAGAUUUAUAACCAAAAGUUCGUAUUUCCCAUAAUGUGACAGUUAUCUUUUGAAUAUUUUUCUAUUUAUGCAUUUUAAUGACAUUUUUUGUUAGAGGUUUUUGUUUGAUUUUUGUUUGCUUAUCACCUUGAUAUAGGUAGUAAGUAGUGUCCGACCGAAGCUUCGGCUUCGGCUUCGGCUUCGGCCACCUUCGGCCAAAAAAUCCACCUUCGGCGAAACAUUCGGCUUCGGCCCAAAAUCCGGCCGAAGCCGAAGGUUUCGCCGAAGGUCCGAGCGACCGUCGAGAUUGAACGAACUGUUACGAAAGUCAUGAGGCGGCGGGGAGUCACUGUCAAAUCAAAACAAGUCCAUACGUGUAUUUAAACGAGUGUUUUUGUAAGAAAUCAAAUCAUUAUUUUUUACCAGUAGGUAAAUCACAAACUUUUAUCUAUACAUAUAAUAAAACAGUAAAAAUAUUUUGUCUGUACAUUUAGUAUUUUCGACUGAAAUGGAUAGAGGGACACUUAGAAUGAAUAAUAGAAAGCAAAAAUAUUUUUUUUUAAUUUCUUGUCUGUCUGUCUGUAUGUAUGAUCACGAUUAUCUCCGAAAGUACUAAACCGAUUUACUUCAAACUUUCACCAAUUGCUUUGUUUUAACUCAGAAUAACAUUUAAAGUUUGUUUUAUCAAAAUCGGUUCCCAAAAAAAAAAGUUAUCGACAUUUGAAUGAACUCAAGGCAUCAGUAUGCCUGCAAAUAAGUUACGAAAUUAAAAAUUCAAAGUCAUUUAUCAUUAUACGACGGCAUUAUACCUAUAACAUAUAAAUAUAAGUGAAAGGCGACUAAGGGAUGGGCUUACAAACUUGGGAUUCUUUUUUAGGCGAUGGGCGAGCAACCUAUCACUUUUUGAAUCUCAAUUCUAUCAUUAAGUCAAAUAGCUGAACGUGGCCAUUCAGUCUUUUCAAGUCUGUUGGCUCUGUCUACCCCGCAAGGGAUAAAGACGUGACCAUAUGUAUGACCUUUAAUUUGACCUUUAAUUUCGACACCAACGCAACGGCUUCGAUGGUCCAGUGGUUACCACGUGAGACUGUGAAGUUGGCGGUCCAAGUUCGAAUCCCAACAAUUACAAGAUAUUUUUUAUUAUUAAAAAUAUUUUUUUUUUGUAUUGUUUGAGUAUUUUAUGUAAAAAAACUGAAAAUCAAAAUACUACAUAUAAUAAUAAAAAGGUAAAAAUAUUUUUUCUGUACAUUUAAUAUUUUGACUGAAACGGAUAGAGAAUUUUUUUUUUACAUUUUUUUUCUGUCUGUAUCUGACUAUAUGAUUAAAAUUCAACUCGAAAUUUACGCGGACGAAGUCGCGGGCAACAGCUAGUUUAUCUCUAAACCAACCACCUCUAUGAUAUAUCAUCAACUUCUAUAUGAGACAGUCAAUAUAUAAACCUUCAAUAUUGAGGUUUUGAAAUGAUUUUAACAUUAAUUGUAGCUUGUAGACAAUAUUGAACAAAAUUAAUUACUGAGUGCUGAGAGAAUAUAAACCUUCGGCUUCGGCUUCGGCUUCGGCCGAAGGUUGUGGCGAUAGCCGAUUAAUCGGCUUCGGCUUCGGCUUCGGCCAAAAAUAGACCUUCGGUCGGACACUAGUAGUAAGUAAUGAUAAUUAUCUUUUUUCUAUAGCAUUUGAAAAAACGAAAAAAAAAAAAAAAGAUUUGACUGUUUAGUAUAAGAUUAUACUCCUCUUUUAAUGGACCUUUUUGUAUGUUAAAAUUGUGCCAUAUAUUAUUGGUUGUUAACCCUUUAACCGCCAAGAACGGACUAAUCCGCCAAAAAUGUUCGUGCUCGAAUCGCCAAGGACGGAUAUUUACGGUCAAAUAUCACUACUAAUUUAAUCUGCCUUUUUGUUUGAUAAAUUCUGUAUUAUAUAAAAAUAUGUGUCAUUAUUUGAUAAAUAGAUGAUGAAGUAAUUAAUUACUAUUGAUUACACUUAAGUUUCAUAAUUAGAAGACUUAAAAGUUAAAGGAUUAUUGAUAGUAUUUAUGGAAAAGUGAAUUGAUGUCCAACGCCAAACCCACAUAAACUACUACCGUUUAUAUUAACUCAUUUAUUAUAAAACAAAUACAGCAAUUGUUACUGUAGAAAUAAAUGAGUUUAUUACGUAAUUCUUUUCAAAACAAUAUUUUUUUUAUAUGCUUUUGUUUCAUUGUGUUACCAAGGUGCCUAUCAAUGUUGGAAGUAAAAUUACAAUCAAUUACAAAGUAACGCUUUUUAUCUAUCUGUUACGAUAUUUACCUAACAUAGUAAGUGUUCGAAAAAGGCGCAUGUGCCUUUCGAAGAAAUAUCGAUACCUAUAGGUAGGUACUACUGAACAUCUCUAUUUGUUGUAGGUAUUUAUUUAUCGUUUUAAUGUGCCUGGCGCUGGGGGCACGACAACUAAUAUUAAGUGUGGCGGUUAAAGGGUUAAAAACAAUCGUUUCAUGCCAAAAAUGUAAGUGAUAGGUAUUAAAUGCUUAAUUAACUGAUUAGAAUUUAGUUUUAAAACCAGUUAGUUUAGUUGUUAUAAGAGUUUAUUUUGAGGGGCCUAUUGGUUGUAAUUUAGUUUCAAUCUACGUUUUGUACUAAUUCUUACUGAUAAUGAAGACUAAAUAUAGUAGGUAUACCUACCUUAUGGUUUCAUUAGUAAGUGGUCUUCUUUUCUAUCUCCUAUCUCAUAUGUAGAUUAAUUUGUUUAUCAUCACACACCCACGAAUUGUAUAUUCAAGACAAUAGGAAUAGUGAAAGGUGUAACAUUAACUAAACGGAAACAAUCAUUAGAAAAAAUUAUAUUUUCCGUUACACAACAACAAAUUACUUUUCAAUAUACGAGUAUCUAAGUAUAACCUUUUAACAAUAAACGCUACUGUUUGUAAUUAGUUUGCGUUCGUUUUGACUUAAUUUUUUGCCGUUAUCUUACCUGGGUGGAAAAAUAAAUACCUACAAGCGUUUCUGUUUAUAUAGAUAAAUAUUUUACUCGGGCGAAAAAAUUUGACAAUCAAAAGAUUUUGUCAAUGUUUAAAUUCAUUAAUUAUUUCGACUAAGUAAUUAUAUAAAAAUACCUACUACAGUAAAACUCCAAUUAUCCGAACUCCGACUAUCCGAAUCGCCGAUUAUCCGAAUCAAAACAGCUUACAUUGACGGAGAUGUUUAAAAAACAAUGAUUUUUAUUUCUAAACUUGUACAUAAGUUCAUUUUAUUUAUAUUUAAAACAUGUGAAAAUUUCAUGUUUCUUUCAUUUAAUUCAAUAAAAAGAUAGUGCAAUAUCAAAAAGUAUCUUUUAUUAUCUCCAAUGGCAAUUUUUAAAAAAAAAAUACCGAUUAUACGAAUAUUUGAUUAUCCGAAUGGGUCCCGGUCCCCAUUAAUUCGGAUAAUUGGAGUUCUACUGUAGUUUACACGGUUGAAUCCUAUGUAGAGAUAAGGUUAAAUAAGGACACCAAUACACUGGACUGGCCACUGGGUGAAAUUUUAAAGGUGAAGUAGGUUGUAAAAUAAACCUGAAGAAAUCCCAGCUGCUCCUCAAAGAUGAAACACUUACGGCCUCUGUGGCGCAGCGGUAGUACUCUUGUCUGUGACACCAGAGGUCCCGGGUUCGAAUCCCGGCCAGGGCAUGAUGAGAAAAGAACUUUUCUGAUUGGCCUGGGUCUUGGAUGUUUAUCUAUAUAAGUAUUUAUUAUAAAAUUUAGUAUCGUUGAGUUAGUAGCUCGUAACACAAGUCUCGAACUUACUUCGAGGCUUGGCUAAAUUGAUUUUAAAUAUUUUUGCAUGCUCAAGCCUCUAAGCGGCCACUGCAUUUUAAUUUUGACGUCUGAGUUUAGUAUUAAGAUUGUCAUUUUAAUCAGUAUUUUCAUUUUAUAAGAAUUGGUAAGUUUUGAAUACUUUAUUUAUUGUAUUUUCGUAAUCAUUUAUAACGAAUUAAAUAAACGAUUUAAUUUUU
Amyelois transitella is the source of this 7212-nucleotide messenger RNA. RefSeq lists its product as uncharacterized. NCBI's taxonomy places the organism in Eukaryota, Metazoa, Arthropoda, Insecta, Lepidoptera, Pyralidae. The transcript is spliced from 6 exons. The coding region runs from base 457 to 2571 and encodes 704 amino acids. The record is from RefSeq and is a predicted model, not a curated record.